This is a messenger RNA of Akanthomyces muscarius, 1344 nucleotides long. RefSeq lists its product as uncharacterized. Lineage: Eukaryota; Fungi; Ascomycota; Sordariomycetes; Hypocreales; Cordycipitaceae. The record is from RefSeq and is a predicted model, not a curated record. Gene Ontology annotation, cellular component: endoplasmic reticulum; Golgi apparatus; endoplasmic reticulum membrane. The transcript has a single exon. Bases 1 to 1344 code for a protein of 447 amino acids. Gene Ontology annotation, biological process: peptidyl-L-cysteine S-palmitoylation; protein targeting to membrane. Gene Ontology annotation, molecular function: protein-cysteine S-palmitoyltransferase activity.
AUGGCGGGCAUUGGAGAUGCCGGCAUCGUGCAAAAGGCGGCCAUCCCGGGCGUCUGCCUGCUGAUUGGCUUCCUGGGCUACUUUUCGCAGUACAUCUUCCACGACGAGUUCCUCGAGCCCGGCGCCCCCUCCCGCACCGAGACGAUUGUCUUCAACGGCCUGCUGCUCACGCUCUGGCUCACCUACGCGCGGACCUGCGCCGUCGACCCCGGCCGCUACACGCCUCCCUCGCAGCAGGUUGUCGAGGCCAAGGGCCGGUGGUGCAGCAAGUGCGCGGCGCCGAAGCCGCCGCGCGCGCACCACUGCCGCCACUGCCGGCGCUGCAUCCCCAAGAUGGACCACCACUGCCCCUGGACCGGCAACUGCGUGUCCAUGACGACCUUUCCGCACUUCCUCCGCUUCCUCGUCUACGCCAACCUGUCGCUGCUCAUGCUCGCCUACCUGCUGUGGCAGCGCCUCGCCAGCCUCUGGGACGACCGCUUCCUGCCGUCUUACCUGGGUCCCAGCGUCGGCACGCUCGUCGCGCUGUCCCUCGUCGCGCUCGUGCACAUGGCCACGUCGCUCGCGCUGCUCGUCAUGCUCGUGACGACGGUCCGCGGCUGGCUCUUCAACCAGACCAUGAUUGAAAUGUGGGAGCAGGACCGCCACGAGACCAUCAGCCAGCGCGGCGGCCGCGACUGGUGGGACAUUGUCGGACCAGACGGCGAAACGAUUCGGUUCGAAAAGGUCGAGUUUCCAUAUGAUAUCGGCUUCUUUGCCAACAUGGCGCAGGCCAUGGGCACGCGCAUGUUCUUCCUGUGGCUCUUUCCGCUGGCCGGGCACCCGCGCGUCGCGCAGCCCGGCAAGGGAACUACAGGGUGGACGUGGGAGGAAAAUGGCUUCAACCGAAAGGAGGGCAUGUGGCCGCCGCCCGACCCCGAAAAGAUACGCCGCGCGGCCCGCGGCGGUGCUGGGCAGAACAACCUCGGCACCAAGCGCGACUAUGCGAAGGAACUGCGCGAGCUCGACCUGAGCCCCGAGGAGCGCAAAAAGGCGUUUCAGGAGCGCCAGGACAGGGACCUCAGGCGCCAGCGCAAGGCGCUCCUUGCUGAGCUGGAAGAGGAGCAGGGCGGCAAAGUCGUGGAGGAUUAUGAAGCGGCGGACAGCUACUACUCGGACUAUGAAGGCGACGAGGUGGACGAAUGGGCGGAUGGCGACGGCGACAAGCUGGCUGACUUUGGUGUCGAUGAGGAUGAGGUCGACUAUGACUACACGGCGAAGCAGGACGACAACGACGACGAGGACGUUCCGCUGGGCGAGCUGCUGCGGCGGCGAAGGGCGCAGAAAGCGAACGACGAUGAAUAG